GAACAGUGUAUAGAAUGUCUGAAGGAGAUGGAACGAGGCCCGGACAGCCCGGGGUUCCGGGUAGCAGUGCGAGCAGUACCUCUGCUCCGGGUAAGGGAAAUCUGUGCAAUUCAAUCCACAAAUUCUUUGAGGGGCAAAAUCAGAAGAAAUCUCAAUCUGUCAGGCAGCAUGUGUAAAGGGAUGGAUGGCGAGAGUAAGAAAAUCAUUCAACAAAAGUUAGGAGGACAAGAGGUGUCUAAGGAAGAAAAGCAACGAUUGAGGAAGGAGAAGAAACAGCAGAAGAAAAACAGGAGGCAAGAUAAGACUGCAGAUGGUGAAAAUUCUUUUUCGACAGAUGUCCCAAAUAAACAGCAGCAAAAGCAGAAAACUUCAACAACAAAUGCAGCAUCAGGCGACACACCUGUCAGUGAAAAAGCUUCGGCUGGAAAAAGCAAAGCUGAACUUCGAGCUGAGUGGAAAGCAAAGCAAGAAGACCGUGCAAAACAAUCCAAGAAACCUGACCAGAGCCAGCCUGCUGCUUUGGUGAAGACAAAGCCUGUACCCAGUGAGCCUCAGCAAGUGGUAAAACGACUCCCAGAUCAUGUUCAGGCAGAUGACCCUGCGGCUCUUAAAAAACUGGCCAAAAAACUGGAGCGGCAACAGGUUCCACUUAGGCAAGAUUAUGGCAGCAAAGUCAUUCACUUUCUACAUUUGCACCAGUACAGCCGCAAAAUGCCAUUGACUCAACAGCUGACCAUCCCCUCGACUGUGCUUCACCCUGCUAUUGUACGUCUAGGAUUGCAGUACUCUCAGGGCAUUAUUACAGGAUCCAAUGCACGAUGUAUAGCAUUACUACACGCUUUUAAACAGGUCAUCCGUGAUUACUCAACUCCUCCUCAUGAAGAGUUGUCAAGGGACUUGGUCAAUAAAUUGAAACCAGACAUCAGUUUUCUGAAUCAGUGUCGUUUGCUCUCAGCAAGUAUGGGGAAUGCCAUAAAGUUCAUAAAGAAGGAAAUCUCAAAUAUUUCUAGAAGCAUGAGGGAGGAUGAGGCGAAGGAAGUGCUAUUGAAUUGUAUAGAUAAAUACGUAAAUGAGAAGAUUCACCUGGCUGCCGAAGCCAUAUCGAAAUCAGCUUCUGAGAAAAUUAAUGAUGGUGAUGUAAUUCUGGUGUAUGGAUGCUCUUCUUUAGUGAGCUCUAUUCUUUGUGAUGCCCACGAGGCGAAAAAAUUCAAAGUUGUAGUGGUGGACAGCAGGCCCAAACUGGAAGGAAGAGAGACGCUCCGGAGACUAGUACGGAGUGGGAUUCGCUGCACUUACGUUCUGAUUAGUGCUGUGUCCUAUAUUCUGCCUGAGGUCUCUAAGGUGUUCCUGGGAGCCCACGCCCUUCUGGCUAAUGGCUAUGUAAUGUCACGUGUGGGAACAUCACAGAUAGCACUUGUGGCAAAAGCAUACAAUGUACCAGUCCUGGUCUGCUGUGAAACACACAAGUUUUCUGAAAGAGUUCAGACAGAUUCAUUUGUUUCGAAUGAACUGGAUGACCCUGAUGACCUUUUAGUGACCCGGAAUGGAAGCACUCCGCUGAAGAAUUGGCACUCAAAUUCCAAACUACACCUUCUUAACCUGGUAUAUGACGUCACACCGCCUGACUUUGUUGAUUUGGUAAUCACAGACUUGGGCAUGAUCCCCUGUACCUCAGUACCAGUAGUACUGCGUGUAAAGAACGUGGAGUAAUGGAAUAUUGCAAAACCAUCUGAUGUUUCUCUGGCAUGUAAUAAUAAAAGGAGUAUUGUUAA
Molecule: messenger RNA, 1772 nt
Organism: Carcharodon carcharias (great white shark)
Lineage: Eukaryota; Metazoa; Chordata; Chondrichthyes; Lamniformes; Lamnidae
Gene: eif2b4
Product: eukaryotic translation initiation factor 2B, subunit 4 delta
Exons: 14
Coding region: 28-1710 (560 amino acids)
Source: RefSeq, a predicted model, not a curated record